AUGUCUCGCCCGGACGAGACACUGGCAGCCGCUGCGGCAAUUCUGCGUGGAUUGGCCAAGGGCUCGACCUCGUCCACCUACACCAAUGGCUUGAAGCUUCCACCAUACAAGCUCCCUGGAGACGAUACACCGGGAAAAGAAGACUUCGAAGCUGAAAUAGCCGCUCUUGCAAGACGGAUACACUACCUGGAAUCUCGGGCGGAUGUUGUUGGGCGCUCACUGCCAGAUACUCCAGGUGAAUUUCAGAGCCCGGCUUCGCCGUUGUCCCGCCCAGUGGAACCACGGGGUUCUCUGGGCGAAUCUGGCACUGAUUUCUCUGCAGACUCUUCUGAGAGAACACCUAUCAAUUACAAUCAUUCGAGGCGCGUCAACAACCUUCUCGCUGCCAGAGAUUCCUUUCGACCUUCAGAACCGGACCGUGCAGUGAGUGAAGAUGAUAUUAGCAUAUUGCGAGAACAUGUCGAGAGGCAGGCGGAGCAGAUAAAGAGUCAGCGAGACACAAUUGCAGAGAUCAGUCGUGGUCUACGGAAUUCGGAAGAGCAGGCCAAACAAGCCUUCAUGAGGGUGGAAAAUGAAGACGUUUCGAUCUUGGAGAGGGAGCUGCGGAAACACCAGCAAGCAAACGAGGCGUUCCAAAAAGCUUUGCGUGAGAUCGGUGGCAUCAUCACACAGGUUGCCAAUGGCGAUUUGUCCAAACGAGUCCAGAUCCAAGCUACUGAAAUGGACGAUGAAAUUGCGGCCUUCAAAGUCACCAUCAACACGAUGAUGGAUCAGCUGGAGAUCUUCGGCAGCGAGGUCACUCGUGUCGCCCGCGAAGUGGGAACCGAAGGCAUUCUGGGUGGACAGGCUCAGAUCAGCGGAGUGCAUGGCAUAUGGAAGGAGUUGACGGACAACGUCAACAUAAUGGCAGCGAACCUGACAGACCAAGUCAGGGAGAUUGCAACCGUCACCAAGGCCGUUGCACGUGGUGAUCUCAGUCAAAAAGUACAAAGUCGCGCAAAGGGCGAAAUAUUUGAACUACAGCAUACUAUUAACACCAUGGUGGACCAACUCAGAACGUUCGCCACCGAAGUCACUCGCGUUGCCACUGAUGUCGGAACGGAAGGCGUGUUAGGUGGACAAGCCCAGAUCGAAGGUGUCCAAGGUACCUGGAAUGAAUUGACCAAGAGCGUGAACGCAAUGGCAGACAACCUCACGACACAGGUCCGAGACAUCGCAAUGGUGACCACAGCUGUGGCAAAGGGCGAUUUGACGCGAAAGGUCACUGCGAGCUGUAAAGGAGAGAUUCUGCGACUCAAGAUUACGAUCAACAAUAUGGUUGAUCAACUACAGCAGUUUGCCCAGGAAGUCACAAACCUGGCCAAAGAGGUCGGAACCAACGGUGUUCUGGGAGGUCAAGCUACGGUGCACGACGUCGAAGGUACCUGGAAAGACCUUACCGAAAAUGUCAACGGCAUGGCAAUGAACUUGACAACUCAAGUGCGAGAGAUUGCUGCAGUCACCACCGCUGUCGCCAAUGGCGACUUGUCGAAGAAAGUUACCGCCGAUGUCCAAGGCGAAAUUCUCGACCUGAAAGUGACCAUCAAUUCAAUGGUUGAUCGACUAAACACCUUCGCAUUCGAAGUCAGCAAAGUGGCGAGAGAAGUCGGCACAGACGGAACACUUGGAGGGCAGGCCAAGGUCGAUAAUGUCCAAGGCAAAUGGAGAGACUUGACCGAUAAUGUGAAUACGAUGGCCUCGAAUCUGACAGAUCAGGUACGAAGUAUCUCGGACGUCACACAAGCCAUUGCUGCUGGAAAUCUGGACAAGAAAAUCGAGGUACAAGCACAAGGUGAAAUCUUGACACUGAAGGUCACUAUCAAUAACAUGGUAGACCGCUUGGCGACCUUUGCCCAUGAAGUGCGACGAGUUGCUCGCGAUGUCGGUGUCAAUGGCAAAAUGGGUGGCCAGGCCAACGUUCACGAUGUCAGUGGCCGAUGGAAAGAGAUCACAGAGGACGUCAACACCAUGGCCGAAAAUCUGACUGCGCAGGUUCGUGCAUUUGGUGAGAUCACGGACGCGGCAACGGAAGGAGAUUUCUCAAAGCUGAUCAGCGUCAAUGCGUCCGGUGAAAUGGAUGAAUUGAAGAGGAAGAUCAACCAAAUGAUUUCGAAUCUCAGAGACAGCAUACAGAGAAACACGGCGGCGCGUGAAGCCGCCGAAUUAGCCAACCGGACAAAGUCCGAAUUUUUGGCAAAUAUGUCCCAUGAGAUCAGGACCCCUAUGAACGGCAUCAUUGGCAUGACACAACUGACGUUGGACACCGACGAUCUGAAACCGCACUCGCGAGAGAUGCUCAACACGGUUCACAACCUUGCAAACAGCUUACUGACCAUCAUUGACGAUAUCCUGGAUAUUUCAAAGAUUGAAGCCAACCGUAUGGCGAUUGAGGCUAUUCCAUACACAAUCCGGGGUACUGUCUUUAACGCGUUGAAGUCCUUGGCUGUCAAGGCGAACGAGAAGUCAUUAUGUUUGGCAUUUGAUGUGGACAACUCGGUACCGGACUAUGUCGUUGGCGACCCAUUCCGGCUAAGACAGAUCAUCCUCAACCUGGUAGGCAACGCGAUCAAGUUCACCGAUCAGGGGGAAGUCAAAGUGACGAUCAAAAAAUCCAAAGAUCUUCUGUCGAACUGCGCAACAGACGAGUUUCCGUUCGAGUUUGUGGUCUCCGACACUGGGAUAGGCAUCCAGUCGGACAAGCUCGACCUGAUCUUCGACACUUUCCAGCAAGCGGACGGCUCAACGACAAGAAAAUUCGGCGGUACCGGGUUGGGCCUGUCUAUAUCGAAGCGCCUGGUCAACCUCAUGGGAGGUCAAGUCUGGGUCACCUCCGAUUUCGGGCACGGUAGCGAAUUCCACUUCUCGUGCAUUGUCAAAUUCGCAACGGACGACAUCAGUGUCAUCAGUUCCCAGCUUUAUCCUUUCCGAAAGCAUAAGGUUCUCGUGGUUGACAAGGGCGUGUCCAAGUUCUUUGAACGCGUCCCUGCAAUGAUCGAGGAGCUUGGGCUACAAGUCAGAGUGGUGAAAGACGAAGCAGAUGUGCCAGAUCCUGGCAUCUUCACCGCCGAACGCAAUCGCAAAAACACCGACGGAGGCUAUGAUGUCAUCGUCAUUGAUGAACUCCAGACUGCACAGAAACUGCGAGAACUGGACAAAUUCAAGUACAUGCCCAUGGUUUUACUGAACCCUACUGUGUCUAUCAGCCUCAAGACUGUACUUGAUCUUGGUAUCGCUUCAUACAUGACCACGCCCUGUCAAUUGAUCGAUCUGGGUAAUUGCAUGAUCCCGGCUUUGGAGGGCCGGUCUACGCCCGUCAUCAAGGACUACAAGAAAUCCCUCAACGUGUUGUUAGCUGAGGACAACGAGGUCAAUCAAAAGGUCGCCAUCAAAAUUCUGGAAAAAUAUAACCAUGUGGUGACGGUAGUGGGCAAUGGGUUGGAAGCCGUCAAUGCCAUCAAAAACAACCGAUUCGACAUUGUACUUAUGGACGUGCAGAUGCCAGUGAUGGGUGGGUUCGAAGCCACACGAGAGAUUCGGCAGUAUGAAAAGGAGAGGGGACUGCCCAGAACGCCCAUCGUCGCUCUAACCGCCCACGCCAUGCUCGGAGAUCGCGAGAAAUGCAUCCAGGCACAGAUGGACGAAUACCUGUCCAAACCACUGAAACAGAACCUGCUUAUGCAAACGAUUCUGCGAGUGGCUUCCGACAGGGUGACCGAUAUUUUCAACAAGCAGGCACGAUCUAAAUCCAAUGGAGCUCGUAAUGGCACUGGCGGUGGUGCGGACGGAAAGGACGCACAUUCAAAAGUUGGGGAUUCUCGAGGGACAUCGAGCUUGAGGCCCCCGUUCAGCGAGAGGUCGGUGACGGCGUCAGGGCCAGUGAAUCAUGGCAGUGUUGAGAGUCCUUCAUUGGGCACAGAUGGCGAGCCCGAUCCGAUGUCGGCAGCUAAUAGCAGCCCACCCGAUGCGGAGCUGUUGGCACGGCUGCGCAGACUGGAAGGCGUGGUUCAUAGUCUUGGUGCGCAGGUGGACGAGAACGGCAUUGUGUCGCCCACUCCCGCAGGUUCGACAGAUAUCCGGGCACGCUUCGGCGAUGUACAACCAAGCGAUUCACCAGCCUCCGAUCGCUCGGAGUCGAAAAGACAGUCUAUUGACAAGCAUCUCGGUCGCCUCGUGAUCAGUGAGGAUCGCAGCCGCUAUGUGAACAACGCGUUUUGGACAGGCAUGAGCGAUGAGAUUGCUGAAAUGCGGGACUUGCUCGACCCGUCAAGCACCGACGACGAAGAUGAGGUUCUUUCCCCCGAAACCGAUCGCCAGUCGAACCACCAAGCCUUCCUAUUUGGUUACUCAUCAGUCAUGCAGGAUCUGAGAGAGCUACAUCCCACUCCGAGUCAAAUUUUCAUUCUUUGGGAAGUUUUCAAAGAGAAUGUGGACCCGGUGGUCAGGAUACUCCAUCGACCUACAGCCAGAACAAUUCUCAUGAAUGCUGCGAGCAGUAUCGAUCGAGUCUCCAAGCCAGCAGAAGCCUUGUUGUUUGCCAUCUACUUUGGUGCCGUAGUCAGCUUGACUCCUGAGCAGUGCCAGCAACUAUUGGAUGAGGACAAGCAGUCACUAAUAAAGAAGUACCGGUUUGCAACAGAACAAGCGUUGGCCCGUGCGGACUUUUUGAACAGUUCCAGUCUCAUGUGCUUGCAGGCACUGUCAUUUUUCCUCAUCUUUGUUCGGCAUUGUGACGAUUCAAGAUUGGUAUGGGCAUUGGGAGGGUUAGCUAUGCAUCUGGCACAGUCGCUGGGCAUCCACCGUGAUGGAACGCAUUUCGGAUUGAAUCCAUUUGACACGGAAAUGCGACGCCGGUUAUGGUGGCAGAUAUCUCUGCUAGACAAUCGAGCUGCCGAAGACCAUGGUGUAGAUCCUUCAUUCUCCCACGAGUUUUACGAUACUCAGGUCCCUGCAAACCUGAACGACGACGAUAUCUAUCCCGGAAUGAAGUUCUGGCCCGCAGAAAGAGUCGGAGCGACCGAGAUGACGUUCUGCUUGAUUCGCUAUGAAAUCAGUGCCUUUUCGCGUCGAUUCAGCUUUGGCGCUCCUGGGCCCGGCACAAAGCAAGUUCCCGACCUGUCCCUUGAAGAAAAGGAGAGGUUAAUCGACGAGUGUCACCGGAGGCUCGAAGAGAAAUACUUACGGCACUGCGACAUGAACACACCAAUCUACUGGGUUGCUGCGACGGUCGCGCGUCUCAUCCUGGCCAAGAUGUGGUUGAUGGUGCACCAUCCGCGAGCGUACUCCAACAACAACGAACCCUCACCAAUGCCGCCGGAAAUCCGGGAUCGAGUCUUCAUCACCUCAGUGGAAGUGAUAGAAUUCUCUCACCUGCUCGAGAAGAAUGAAAACACGGCGAAAUGGGGUUGGCUAUUCAGGACCUAUAUGCAAUGGCAGUCAGUGGCGUUUGCUUUGUCAGAGAUCUGCGUGAGACCGCCUGGACCCGACGUAGAUCGAGCGUGGCGCGCGGUCGAAUCGGUCUAUGGGCAACGAAUGAUGAACUCCAAGUAUCAGAAAGGAAUGCUGUGGAAACCCUUGCGGCAUCUCAUGGCCAGAGCAAAGGCCCGAAGAGCGGAGCAACAGGCACAGUCAACCCAGGUGCCGCAGAAGCAGGAAAUCAUAUUCGCCGAUAUGGCCAAUCCAACUCCGAUGGAACGGUUCGUGCAAGACUAUUCAGUCAGUGCUGCCAACGCGAAUGCAAUGGAGGCAUUUGACCCGACAAGCGAGCAGCCCUACAACAAUACGGGAUUGGGCCUAGAUCCACGAGUACCAGAAUCUUUCCAUGCAGCAACCGGCAGCACGACGAGGGAGAGCAGCCACGCCAUAAUGCAGGAUGAUCCCAGCGGUGCGGGAGUGAACUGGACGCCGGAGCACAUGGCGAUAGGGAGCAACGAUAUAUUGGAUUUCGGAUGGUCGCCAUCUGUUGGCGACUUUACAGUGCGAAGUGAACCCUUCCAGCGCUAUUUUGUGACCAUUCAAGAGAAUUGGUUUUGA
Molecule: messenger RNA, 6069 nt
Organism: Fonsecaea monophora
Lineage: Eukaryota; Fungi; Ascomycota; Eurotiomycetes; Chaetothyriales; Herpotrichiellaceae
Exons: 4
Coding region: 1-6069 (2022 amino acids)
Biological process (GO): DNA-templated transcription; phosphorylation; phosphorelay signal transduction system
Cellular component (GO): membrane
Molecular function (GO): DNA binding; zinc ion binding; phosphorelay sensor kinase activity
Source: RefSeq, a predicted model, not a curated record